Messenger RNA from Prunus armeniaca (apricot), 447 nucleotides. Lineage: Eukaryota; Viridiplantae; Streptophyta; Magnoliopsida; Rosales; Rosaceae. The record is from the annotation of a GenBank genome assembly.
AUGCUUCAUUGCACAUUAGGAAAACCAGGAAAACCCUUGGGCGAAGACGCCCACUUCAUCUGCCAUGAUGUCCAGACCAUUGGAGUGGUGGACGGUGUCGGUAGCUGGGCCAGGAAAGGCGUCAACGCUGGUGAGUAUGCGAGGGGACUCAUGAACCACACCAAGAAACACAGCCACGGAUAUAACCCGAUCAUCCGCUGUCGUCGUGGAUCCAAGAAAGGUGUUGAACGAAGUCUUGGGGUGGUUCUGGUGGAGCCAGAGUACGGCCGUGUUGAAAUUUGUGUUACAAAAACAGAUAGAGUUGACGCUGAAGAUGAGCUUGAGGGUGGUAAGGGGAUUAUGGGACCAAGCCAAGGGAAGAAGUUGCUUCAGAUAUUUAAGGCAGAGUGGAUUAGUAUACCUCCAAGGUCUAUUUCAAAGGGAAGGCAAGUUGUAGAAGGAGGAUAA